Molecule: messenger RNA, 1374 nt
Organism: Eruca vesicaria subsp. sativa (arugula)
Lineage: Eukaryota; Viridiplantae; Streptophyta; Magnoliopsida; Brassicales; Brassicaceae
Source: the annotation of a GenBank genome assembly
AUGGAAAAGGGAAAGCCUUUCGUUGCGUCGUUACACGAAGCAGAGAACAAGCUUGAACUGUCACUGCGUCAAGCCUUUGUGAAUCUUGAGCCUAAGCUGCAGCCACCCUUCUCCCUGGAUAUCCCAGACCCGCAAGAGUUUCUUGAGCUCAGUAGAGCUAUCCUUUAUGCCGUGUUAUGCGAUUCUGGUUCCUCUAAAACCCACAUCAAGCAUUUACAUGCUGUCGUCACUGAUGGGUAUGCGUUUUUCACUAGUUUGCUUGUUGGAAUCGUUCUUGAACUGUACGGUAAACUUGUUAACUCAGCUAAGGUUCAGCUGCUUUGGUUAACAAAGGAGAUGGUGUCUGUUUCGAGUGUGGGACUUGAGGAUUUGCUUGUGUCUUUGCUGCGACGAAUUGGAAGUGGGGAUUAUGGAGAUCAGAAUGUUUGGCUUUGCUAUGAACUGGUGAGCUUGUUUCUUGACAAAUGGGGUUGCUUGCUUGAAGAUGUGCCCUUGGUCUUGACUAGUGCUCUCUACAAUUUUCUUCGUUUAUUAGCGGAUCAUUGUAGGGUCACAGGGAUACCGAAGCUGGAAGAAGUGAAGAGACUAGAGAUCAAGUUCUGUGUCAGAAUGUUUAGAGAGCAGCUGCAUUUGAGUUUGAAGAUUGGAAGGGAUCUUGUCCGGUUAUUACAGGACCUGGUUUACAUCUCCGAGUUUAAAGAGAUAUGGAAUGAUUUGAUCUGCUCUGACAUUUUAAAGAUUUACCAGUCCAAAACUUCAAGUAGAUACUUUCUUCUCCGGAUCACCCCUGAGAUGGAAACCCAGUUAAGGUUUUUGCUUGGGAAUGUGAAGCUGGGAAGCCAUAAGAGACAUCAGAUAUGGUUCUUGAAGAAGUUCCUCUUGGGUCUUGAAAAAGGAACACUUUUGAUCGACAUAGUCCGGUUCAUCUGCUGUGUUGUUCACCCAAGUAACGAGAUCAUCAGGUCAGAGAUCAUGCCAAGAUGGGCUGUUAUAGGUUGGUUUCUAGAACUGUGCAGGCAAAAUCAUCACGUCGAACCACGUGUUAAGCUGGCUCUGUUUUACGACUGGCUCUUCUUUGACGAAAGAAUCGACAGCAUUAUGAAUGUUGAACCUGCUGCUCUCUUGAUGUUAUGGUCAAUACCGCAGUAUCUACACAUCACUCACUCUUUACUUGAGUUUUUGCUUCAUCUUGUAGACACUUAUGACGUAACCCGCCGAGAUAUGAUCAUGAGAAGUGUGGCAUCAGCAUUUAAAGAGAUUGAGCGGAAAGGGGUGGUCCAGUCGCUGGAUAUGUUCCUAUCAAGCCCUGAGAUUGCACCAGACCUAAAGAAGAAGCUAGCAAACUUAUUGUCAUGUCAGCAAGACAUCAACUGA